GCUAAGUCGAUGACCAUGGAGUCGGCAGCAGAGGUUCAGCAGGGAGGAGACACAGAAGUGUCAGAGACAGACAGCCAACAGAUCGCCCACUCACAGGUUAGUACCCUGCUACAUACUGGUACUGUACCUCAUCACUACUACCACUCACAGGUUAGUACCCUGCUACAUACUGGUACUGUACCUCAUCACUACUACCACUCACAGGUUAGUACCCUGCUACAUACUGGUACUGUACCUCAUCACUACUACCACUCACAGGUUAGUACCCUGCUACAUACUGGUACUCAUCACACACAACUCAGUGCUCUUACACACAUGCUACACACACUGCUACCUACCUCUUACAUCACAACUGCUACACUACCAACACUCUAUUACCCCUACUACACACACGGUACAUCUACCACACCACUAAGCUACUACCCAAACGAUACAACACUGCUACAUCUACCACACUACAUCCACCACCUACUCUACCACACUGUAACUCACGCCUCACACACACUACCACACACUACUACAUCUCCACACACUGCUACAUCUACCAACACUCUACACCACUGCUACAUCUACCACACACUGCUACACUACACACAUACCCACACCUGCUACUCUACCACACACUACUACCUACACACACCACACAAUGUAAUUACACACAUUGUACACUACACUUAACAAAUCUACAUCGCACACAUUCUACCACAUGUACUUAAUGCUCAAAGUACAGUCAACUUAACAGACUCAAAUCUUACAAAUCUAACACGUUCCUACAAAUGCAUUACAACUUACAUCAUACCACGUAACAUUACUCACGUACUACAAUUAAACAAUCUCCCUCCAAUACACAAGUACAACUACACUAACACUUACAUCACCCUUAACAAUGACAUUCAAAACUACCCUUACAGACACACACUUAACAAUACGUUCACACACACAAUACCACAUCUACAAGUCUUACCAACAUACUACCACAUACUCACAAUGCUACUCUACACACACUACUAUCACACACUGUACUCUUCCACACACAUCUACCACACCUGUAACAUCUACACCACACUCUACAUCUACAACAGCACUUACCCACACUGCUCACUACCAACAUACAUCUACCACACUGCUACAUUACAACACUGCUUACAUCUACCCACACUGCUACACUACCACACACUGUACACUACCACAACUACUACACACUGCUACAUCUACACACAUCACUCUACACCACUGCUAUCUACACACACUGUACACACACUGCUACACUACACACACUAAUCUACACUACUCACACAUGCUACAUCACACAACCGUACUACACACAUACUACCCACACUCUAAUCUACCACACACUACAUACACACUAAUCACCACACUACUACAACCUCUACAUUACCCACACAUGCUACAUCUACCACACACUACUACCACACAUGCUACAUCUACCACACAUACUACCACACACUGCUACAUUACCACACAUACUACAUUAUACCACACACUGUACACACCACAUCUACACACACUGCUACAUCUACCACACACUACCACCUGCUACAUCUACCACACACUACUACACACACUCACUCCACAACAUCUACCACACACUGCUACAUCUACACACACCUACAUCUACCACACACUACUACCACACACUGCUACAUCUACCACACCACACUACUACACCACACUGCUACAACCUACUACCACACACUGUACACACUGCUACACACACUGCUACUCUACCACCACUCUAUCUACCACCACUCACACAUGCUACAUCUACCACCACAUGCUACAUCUACCACACACUGCUACACACCACAACUGACUAACAUCUACUACACACACUACUAACUACUACACACAUGCUACAUCUACCACACACUCACACUACCACACACUGCUACAUCUACCCACAACACACUACAUCUACCAACCUCUACACACACUACUACAUCUACCACACACAACUGCUACAUUUACACACACUGCUACUCUACCACACACUGCUCUCACAUACUCAUCUACACACACUACCACACUGAACUAUCUUAACCACACACUGCUACAUCUUACCCGACCACACCUACUACAACACAAUCUACCACACACUGCUACUUACACACCACUACUACACUACCACACACUCACUACCACACACUGCUACAUCUACCAACACACUCUCUACCACACUACCCACUCGACACUACCAUGCUACAUCUACCAACACACUGCAUCAUCUACCACCACUGACACUACACACUUACCACACACUGCUACAUCUACCACACACUGCUACAUCUACCACACACUAUACUCCACACACACACUGCUACAUCUAACCCACACACUACAUUACCACCACACACACUGCACAUCUACCACACCACUGCUACUACCACACUCUACCACACACUGUACUACCACACACACUGCUACAUACCACACACUCUACCCACACACUCUACACAUCUACCACACCACUGCAUACCACCACUGCUACAUCUACCACAACACCCUGCUACCACACAUCUACACACACUACUACCACACACUAACUACCACACACUGCUACACUACCACCACUACAUCACACACACUGCACUCUAACACACACUGAUCUACAUCUACCACACACUUACUACACACCUCCACUACCACACACACUACACACCAACUGCUACAUCUACCACACACUGCUACACACCACACUGCUACAUCUACACACACUACCACACACUCUACAUCACCACACACUGCUACAUCUACCACACACUGCUACAUCAUACCACACACUACUACCAACAGCUACAUCUACAAUCUACCACAACACUGCUACACUCUACCACACACUACUUACACACACUGCACAUCUCCACCACUGCUACUCCACACACCUACACUACACACACACUUACCACAUCACUGUACACCACUACUACACACUGCUACAUCUACCACACACUCUACAUCUACCAAACACCAACUGCUUACAACACUACAUCUACCCACCUAUCUACCAACACUGCUACAUCUACCACACACUGCUACAACCACACACUGCUACAUCUACCACACACUACUACCACACACUGCUACAUCUACCACACACUGCUACUACCACACACUGCUACAUCUACCACACACUCUACCACACACUGCUACACACACACUGCUACCACACACUGCUACAUCUACCACCACACUACCUGCUACCACACACUGCACAUCUACCACACACUUAAUCUACCACACACUGCUACUAACACACUCACCUACACACACUUACAUCUACCACACACUGCUACAUCUACCACACACUACACCUACACACUGCUACAUCUACCACACACUGCUACAUCUACCACACACUGCUACACAUCUACCACACACUGCUACUCUACACACACUGCAAAACACACCAACACUGCUACAUCUACACACACUGCUACACUACCACACACUGCUACAUCUACCACACACUACUACAUCUACCACACACUGCUACACACACUAUACAUCUACCACACACUGCUACAUUACACACACUGCUACGUCUACCACACACUGCUACAUUUACCACACACUGCUACAUCUACCACACACUGCUACAUCUACCACACACUGCUACAUCUACCACACACUACUACAUCUACCACACACUGCUACACUACUACACACUCUACCACACACUGCUACAUCUACCACACACUACUACACACACUACUACAUCUACCACACACUGCUACAUCUACCACACACUGCUACACUACCACACACUGCUACAUCUACCACACACUACUACAUCUACCACACACUGCUACACACACUGCUACAUCUACCACACACUGUUACAUUAUCACACACUGCUACGUCUACCACACACUGUACACUUCACACACUGCUACUCUACACACACUGCUACACACUACACCUACACAUCUACACACACUACAUACUACACACACACUGCUACAUCUACCACACACUACUACACACACUGCUACAUCUACCACACACUACUACACACACACUACUACAUCUACCACACACUGCUAAAUUUAUCACACACUGCUACGUCUACCACACACUGCUACAUCUACCACACACUACUACAUCUACCACACACUACUACAUUUACAUUUACAUUUACAUUUUCGUCAUUUAGCAGACGCUCUUAUCCAAAGCGACUUACAAAUUGCUACAUACCGUAUUUUCCGCACUAUAAAGCGCACCGGAUUAUAAGGCGCACCUUCAAUGAAUGGCCUAUUUUAGAACUGUUUUCAUAUAUAGGGUGCACCGGAUUAUAAGGCGCAUAGAAUAGAAGAUACUGCAGUCAAACGUUUGACUGGGGUUGCGUUAUGCAUCCACUAGAUGGAGCUGUGCUAAAGGGAAUGUCAACAAAACAGUCAGAUAAAGUCAAACUUUGUUAAGCGUUCUGACAACAAUUUUGGGGUCUUUAUACACACACAAGUGGUGUGGGACUGUGAGUAAGCACAGUACCGGUGUUUACUGACUACGGUAGCCGUAAUGCUGCAAGCGGUGCGGCUUUGUAGUUUACCAGUCGUACUGAAACAUUUCAUUAUUAUUAAAUUGUUUUUAUUGGUUUUUCAUACUAAAACAUUUUGACAGAGCGCCUUGAGCGCCGUGUACAACCAGUAUGGAUCAACCAAUUAACCAAUUGAUCCAUAUAUAAGGCGCUCCGGAUUAUAAGGCGCACUGUCGUUUUUUGAGAAAAUUAAAGGCUUUUAAGUGCGCCUUAUAGUGAGGAAAAUACGGUACUCACUGACUGAUAGGGAAUGUGCUGACACUCCAUACACACACAUACACACAUUACAUCAGAGAUCUAUGACUCACAGAGAGACCCUGUGGUACUAGAAAUAUGGUCAUCUACCAGAGGAGGCUGGUGGGAGGAUUUAUAGGAGGACGGGCUCAUUGUAAUGGCUGGAAUGGAAAAAAUGGAACGGUAUCAAACACAUCAAACAUAUGGAAACCACAUCGAUUCCAUUCCAGCCAUUACAAUGAGCCCGUCCUCCUAGCUCAUCCCACCAGCCUCCACUGACUGUCAUCUACCCCCCGAGUUCAGCGAGAGCCAGACAUAUGUAAGAUGCAAGCAGGAGACAGCAGGAUGACCAGACUGAGACAGUAGGAUGACCAGACUGAGACAGUAGGAUGACCAGACUGAGACAGUAGGAUGACCAGGCUGAGACAGUAGGAUGACCAGGCUGAGACAGUAGGAUGACCAGGCUGAGACAGUAGGAUGACCAGGCUGAGACAGUAGGAUGACCAGGCUGAGACAGUAGGAUGACCAGGCUGAGACAGUAGGAUGACCAGGCUGAGACAGUAGGAUGACCAGGCUGAGACAGUAGGAUGACCAGGCUGAGACAGUAGGAUGACCAGGCUGAGACAGUAGGAUGACCAGGCUGAGACAGUAGGAUGACCAGGCUGAGACAGUGAUGACAGGAUGAGACAGUAGGAUGACCAGGCUGAGACAGUAGGAUGACCAGGCUGAGACAGUAGGAUGACCAGGCUGAGACAGUAGGAUGACCAGGCUGAACAGUAGGAGACAGGCUGAGACAGUAGGAUGACCAGGCUGAGACAGUAGGAUGACCAGAUUGAGACAGCAGGAUGACCAGGCUGAGACAGUAGGAUGACCAGGCUGAGACAGCAGGAUGACCAGGCUGAGACAGUAGGAUGACCAGGCUGAGACAGUAGGAUGACCAGGCUGAGACAGUAGGAUGACCAGGCUGAGACAGUAGGAUGACCAGACUGAGACAGUAGGAUGACCAGAUUGAGACAGCAGGAUGACCAGGCUGAGACAGUAGGAUGACCAGACUGAGACAGUAGGAUGACCAGGCUGAGACAGUAGGAUGACCAGAUUGAGACAGCAGGAUGACCAGGCUGACACAGUAGGAUGACCAGGCUGAGACAGUAGGAUGACCAGGCUGAGACAGUAGGAUGACCAGGCUGAGACAGCAGGAUGUCACAGAAUAUACUGUACAUACUGACAUCACUCACGCUACCGUUUCAUUCUCAUACACACAAGAAAUACGUACCCAUACACACAAAAUAAUGUAGCAAACAGGUAUUUUAUAAACGUACGUAGUAGGGCCCAGAAAACCCCAAGUUUUUCCAGACUAGGAGAGACUCGGGGGUUCUAGUCAUAGGUGUGUGUCCCCCCUGGACAGCAGGAUUAUGUUUAUGCUUUGCAGGUUUCCAUGGCAGCGGGCCACGCCACGUCCAGUGGUCCUACGGUCACCCUGGUGCAGCUGCCCAACGGUCAGACGGUCCAGGUUCACGGGGUCAUCCAGGCCUCUCAGCCCUCUGUCAUACAGUCACCACAGGUCCAGACUGUUCAGGUGAGUAGACCUUUUCAUCUAACCUUUCAUUUAUAGAGGUUUGUCUCAUUAUGAUAAAAAUACCUUAGCUAAAACGUUAGCUUAGAUACAAUAACUUUGCACCCCGGUACAACUCUGACCACCACAACAGGCCACAAGAAGAAUAUACUGUGAUAGAGCAAGUAUUAUUACUAGCCCAGCACUAACACACCUGAUUGAACUGUUCCAGAUCUCCACCAUAGCAGAGAGUGAAGACUCCCAGGAGUCAGUGGACAGUGUGACUGACUCUCAGAAACGCAGAGAGAUCCUCUCACGUCGCCCCUCAUACAGGUACACGUUGAUGUGUGUGUGUGUGUGUGAUAAUGCUGUACUGUGAGUACUGUUAGUUUGUGUGUGUGUUUUAUCUAACGUCCUGACCUCUGACCCUAACAGGAAGAUCCUGAAUGACCUGUCGUCAGGUGACACCCCGGGGGUUCCCAGGAUUGAGGAAGAGAAGUCGGAAGAGGACCCAGCACCCGCCAUCACCACGGUUACCAUGCCCACAUCAUGCCCCAUCUACCAGACCAGCAGUGGCCAGUACAGUACGUCACCUUUGACCCUUUGUUCUUUUACUCAACAAUGUCACUGACAAAGAGGUUAUUUACAGUAAGAGGGUAGUUUAAGCAAGAUCUUUAGUUGCUUAUGUUGCAACCUUAUUCACAAACUGUCUUUUCCUUCUCUCUCUGUCUCUCUCUGUCUCUUCUCUCUCUCUCUCUCUCUCUCCGUCUCGCUCCACUCUCUCUCUGUAUCUCUUCUCUCCUCCGUCUCUCUCCUCUCUCUCUCUGCCUCUCUCUCUCGCUGUCUCUCUCGCUCAUCUCUCGCCUUCAUCCUCUCUCACCGCUCUUCUCGCUCUCUCUCUCCUCUCUCCUCAUCUCUCCUUCUCUCUCUGGAUCUCUCUCCUCACUCCUUCUGAUCGUCUCUCUCUCUCUCUAGACUCAUGCUCUCUCUCCUCUCUCUCAUACUACUCUCUCUCAUCUCUCUCUCUAUCUUCCUCUCAUCUAUCCUGUAACCUCUCCUCUCUCUCUCUCCUCAUCAUCUCUCAUCUCUGAUCUCUCUCUCAUCUCUCUCUCACCUCUCUCUAUCUUGUCUCUUCUGCUCUAUCCGUCCAUCUCGCUCUUCAUAUCUCUCUCUCAUCUCUCUCUCUGAUCUCUCUCUCUCUCUGCCUCUGCCUCUCUCAUUCUCUCUCGCCCCGUCCCUCUCACCUCCCUCUCCUCUCCCAGUCGCCAUCACCCAAGGCGGUGCGAUCCAGUUGGCCAAUAACGGAACAGAUGCGGUCCAGGGACUGCAGACCCUGACCAUGUCCAACACUGCGGCCGCCCAGCAGGGCACCACCAUCCUGCAGUACGCCCAGACCUCAGACGGCCAGCAGAUCCUGGUGCCCAGCAACCAGGUGGUAGUGCAAGGUGAGUGGUAGUGCAAACACUGGCCUUACCUCUUGAUAUGGAUAAACACACAAACAGACAAUCGGCGUGUUUGAAUGGAAUCAGUUUGAGCAGGGAGAGGCACAGAAUUGCUUCUGCACAUUAUCAGUGAUUCUGCACAUUACAACUGCAAUGUAGUAGAUUUCAAACACAUGGCUCCAUAUUUGACCUCCUGUAUCAUUCCAUUGUUCCCCUAGCUGCGUCUGGAGAUAUGCAGGCCUACCAGAUCCGCACGGUCCCCAACAGCACCAUCGCCUCUGGGGUGGUCAUGGCUUCCUCCCCUGCCCUGUCUGGCCAGGGGGGCCCAGAGGUAGAAGUCACCCGCAAGAGAGAGGUCAGACUCAUGAAGAAUAGGUAAGGACAUACAGUCAGAGUGAGGUUCUCUUUAGUUAUGGUCCACUGUGAACUCAAUUUAGCCAAGACCUGUGCGACUUCUAGUAAAACAUUAUAAUGGCUCAUACAUGCUACAAGUAAAGCAUUACACCUGUCUGCAUUAAGUAAAGUGUAACCAAGAACCUAGAGAGAUGCUGUGUAACAUCCCAUGCUAGCUGAGCCAAUAGCCGGUGGUUUCCCUGACUGUGUCUUGGUCCUUGUUGUCACACAGAGAGGCGGCCCGCGAGUGUCGCAGGAAGAAGAAGGAGUAUGUCAAGUGUCUGGAGAACCGCGUUGCCGUGCUGGAGAACCAGAACAAAACCCUCAUAGAGGAACUGAAAGCUCUUAAAGACCUGUACUGCCAUAAAUCUGAGUAG
Messenger RNA from Coregonus sp. 'balchen', 8553 nucleotides. Lineage: Eukaryota; Metazoa; Chordata; Actinopteri; Salmoniformes; Salmonidae. The record is from the annotation of a GenBank genome assembly.